UAUUGGUUGUGUCUUUUCGCAGAAAUACAUUGCACUGGAGGUUUGUCUGCGCAUAUUUCUAACGCACGGCCAGGCAGCCGGCGCACCGCGGGCUCAGCAAUGUUCACACUCACGGAGGUCGCAUCCUUGAAUGACAUCCAACCGACGUACCGCAUCCUAAAACCAUGGUGGGACGUCUUCAUGGACUACCUGGGACUGGUCAUGCUCAUGCUGGCCAUAUUCGCCAUGACUAUGCAGAUCACCAAAGACCAGGUGUCUUGCCUUCCGUGUCUGGAGGACCCAGAGGAGACCUCAGGAACUACACCUAACUCGUUCCCGCAGCAGAAAGCACAGGAAGCAGCCUCAUCAGCCACCACAAGGGCCCCUGUGGGAACCACCAUGCCCCUAGUCUCUAAGGACUUACCGGACGAAAUUGUCAAUGAAAUCCACGUCGCACAACAACACACUCCUGUGGUGGCAAAGAAAUAUUCCAAUCAACCUCAACCUACAGGGGUCCAGACCAACCUAGACUAUCAACAAUAUAUCUUCAUCAACCAAAUAUGUUACCAUGAAGCCUUGCCCUGGUAUUCCAAGUACUUUCCAUACCUCACCCUCAUCCACACCAUUGUUCUCAUGGUCAGUAGCAAUUUCUGGUUCAAAUACCCCAAAACGAGCUCAAAGAUUGAGCAUUUUGUUUCUAUUCUGGGUAGAUGUUUUGAGUCUCCCUGGACUACAAAGGCCUUGUCUGAAACAGCUUGUGAGGACUCUGAAGAGAAUAAACAGAGGCUGACCGGCACCUCCUCAGCACCAAAGCAGGUAUCGUUAGAGGGUAAGGAUGAAAGCCCAAGCCCAUCCACUCCCAUGCUCGGGGUGAAGUUCUCUGCAGAUAAGCCCAUCGCAGAGGUCCCAAGUAGUAUGACAAUCCUGGACAAAAAAGAUGGGGAGCAGGCCAAAGCCCUGUUUGAGAAAGUAAGAAAAUUCAGAGCUCACGUGGAGGACAGUGAUUUCAUCUACAAGCUUUAUGUAGCGCAGACCAUUGUCAAAACUGUCAAGUUUAUUUUGAUAUUGUCCUACACUUCAACUUUUAUUGCUAAAAUAAAUUUUAGGCAUCAUUGUGAACCUAAUAUUAAACAGCUAAUAGGAUACAGGAAGUUUUUCUGUACACACAACAUGGCUUUCAUGCUAAACAAGCUGCUUAUUAGUUACAUGGCUUUGAUUUUGAUCUACGGGAUGGCGUGCCUGUACUCUCUCUUCUGGGUGUUUCGACGACCCCUGAAAGAGUACUCAUUCGAGAAGGUCCGGGAAGAGAGCAGCUUUAGCGACAUUCCUGAUGUCAAAAAUGACUUUGCAUUUCUCUUACACAUGGUUGACCAGUAUGACCAGCUUUACUCCAAACGCUUUGGUGUCUUUUUGUCUGAGGUUAGUGAAAACAAGCUGAGGGAGAUCAGCCUCAAUCACGAGUGGACCUUUGAAAAACUAAGGCAGCUUGUGACCCGUAACGCACAGGACCAACUGGAGCUGCACCUGUUCAUGCUUUCUGGUCUCCCGAAUGCAGUGUUUGACCUCACGGACUUGGAAGUGCUGAAACUGGAGCUGAUUCCUGAAGUGAGGUUCUCAGCAAAGGUCUCCCAAAUGACCAGCCUUCAGGAGUUGCAUCUCUGCCACUGCCCGGCCAAAGUAGAGCAGACAGGUUUCGCUUUCCUCCGUGACCAUCUUCGGUGCCUUCAUGUCAAGUUCACUGAUGUUGCCGAGAUCCCAACAUGGGUGUAUUUGCUGAGGAGUUUGAGGGAGCUUAACUUAAUCGGCAACUUGAGCUCAGAAAAUAACAAAAUGAUUGGCCUAGAGUCCAUGCGAGACUUGAGGCAUUUAAAGACAUUAUGCUUGAAGAGCAACCUCACCAAAAUGCCCACAAACAUCACAGAGCUAUCACCACAUCUGCUUAAGUUAGUGGUGCACAAUGAUGGUAUAAAACUGCUAGUACUAAAUAGUCUUAAAAAAAUGACAAGUCUAAUUGAUCUGGAGCUGCACAGCUGUGAACUGGAGAGGAUUCCCCAUGCUAUUUUCAGCUUGAUAAACUUACAGGAACUUGACCUGAAGUCUAACAACAUCCGAACCAUAGAGGAGAUCAUCAGCUUCCAGCACCUCAAGAGGCUGACGUGCCUCAAACUGUGGCACAACAAAAUUAUCACCAUCCCAUCCUCCAUCGGCCACGUCAAGUCUCUGGAGUCUCUCCACCUCUCUCACAAUAAACUUGAGUCCCUGCCUCCAGCCUUGUUCACUCUACCUAAACUGCGGUACUUGGACGUGGGACACAACUCCAUUACAGUGCUGCCUCCAGAUGUGGGGAUCCUCCACAACCUCCAGCAUUUAGCCAUCAACUCCAACAAGCUGGAGGUGCUGCCCAAGCCUCUGUUCAGAUGCACCAAGCUCAAGGUGUGUCUGGGGAACAAUGCGCUCACAGUGCUGCCAGAGGCUGUGGGUCAACUGGUCCAGCUCACUCACCUGGAGCUGAGAGGAAACUGUCUGGACAGACUGCCCGCCCAGCUAGGCAUGUGCCGCCUGCUGCGCAAAAAUGGCCUGGUUGUAGAAGACCAUCUCUUUGACACACUCCCUGUGGAAGCUAAGGAGAGUAUCGGCCAAGAGACCAACGUGUCCUUUACCAGUGGCUUAUAGCACAAAAAACACUUCUCAGACAGGCGGGCACCUCUGGUGGUUCAUGACAAGCCUGUGUAAUGGAUGUAAGAGUAGACUGUUUAUAAUUGUGGUAUACCUAAAAAUGAAUGCAUUUUCUUGAUUAUUUUAAUGGCUUGUCUUAGUUGCUUAUGUAUUAAAACGGUACGGCUUUUCUUUGUUGCUGAGUAUACUAUGUAUCUAAUUCAGCAACCUUUGGGGAUUUAGCUUUCCAUAGCUUUGAGUGACAAAACAUUAGAAAUUUAGCUUCCUUAUGUAACACUCUAGACCAAAACUGUUUCCUCCAAUGACACAGUAUGUAAAUUUGUCAUUAUUGUUUUAGGUACUCAGGUAUAAGUGUAACCAUUGGGAACAAUCUUUUUGCCUUAACUGCUGCUAUUGCGUUUGUUUUUUUUACAGUGAGGGCUUUCACAAGCAAACGGCCAAAUAUGAAUAUUUCAUGUUUUCGUGUCAGUUUUUCAUAUAGACUCUAUUCACAGAGCAAAUUCUACAUGUUAUAGAAGAGGACAAAAUGCAACACCUCUUUUUUGGUAGUUCUUAACUUUUGUUGAAAUUAUUUAAAGUGGACCUAUUAUGCUUUUCCUUAGUGCUCAUAAAUGAUUAUAAUGUUGGAUGUUCAUAUUAAAUCUGGCCAAAGUUUCAAAUAAUGAGGUAAAGAAAUAAAAAAGGAAUCCCUGUGAGUAAAAAUCUCAGGUUUUAGACUUCUCUGAAUACUAGAUCUCCAAUAUUUUCUUCUACUUUUGGGCCGGGCUGAUGUCAUGUUGGUGGCUGUGUCCUUACGGUCAUCUGCUACUCGACCGCUCGUGUCACAGCAGCUUUUCCAGUACUGCAGUUAGUGGCUACUUUAAUGCUAUCUGUACAUUUAGAAACUCUGUAAAAUAUUUAAGAUUAAUAUUUGUUUAAUAAUCCUUGUCUCAUUUGUGGGCUGAUAAACGGUAAAUUUAUCAAAUUCAGUGCCCUAUAUUGCUGUUUUCCAAGAUAAGUUACUGUAGCUUUCAUAUGCAAGAGGAUGAGGCCUUGCGGGCGGUGCUCAUCUCACAACACUUGGCGCUGCCCCCCCAGCAGGUUUCCAGAAGUUGGCAGAUGAGAAAGUGGGCUUUUAGGGAGGAGGCCCUUAAAGAGACAGGAGCCAAAACGGCUUGUUUCAGACAGAAGAUAAACUGAGGGACAACAUAAAAGGGCCAGUAUAAGAUAAAUGAGGAUUUUUUUGAACUGUGAAUCGUGCAAAGCUACUGUAGUGGAAUCCUAGAGUAAAAAUAUAGAGCUGGAAAUCAGCAUAAUGGGUCCCCUUUGACCUUUUAUUUUCCUCAAUGUCUUGUAGCUGACUGAAUGAGUUUAGAGUUGUGAAACUCUAAAGACUACGCACCAGAAAUGAACCUUCACCUUGAUGUUAUAGAGAUUAUAUACUAAGGCCUAUAGUAAUAAAUUGCACAUGCACUAAACUUAGUGAUUGAUUUAAGGCUUGAUGAAUGUCUUUUGUGAUAACAUGUCCUAAAACUAACGUGAUCUGUUAAAAGGGAAAUCUGUUAACUAUAUUUUUUAAUCAUGCUUUACAAUUUGAAAUGUGUUAUAAAACUGGUUACAUGUAGGAGUGAUUAUUCUACAUGUCAGAAUCAUGUAAUGACGACAAACAUGUCUGCCUUCAUUCUUCUCAAUGCAUUUCUGUGUAGGCCUAUAUAUAUGUGUGUGUGUGUGUGUGUGUGUUCUUCAGAGCUUCUGUACCACCCUGGUGAUUCUAUGCUCAAAGUUCACAACUUUAUGGCACAAUAAAACAGGAUUUUAGAUGAA
Molecule: messenger RNA, 4458 nt
Organism: Micropterus salmoides (largemouth bass)
Lineage: Eukaryota; Metazoa; Chordata; Actinopteri; Centrarchiformes; Centrarchidae
Gene: lrrc8da
Product: leucine rich repeat containing 8 VRAC subunit Da
Molecular function (GO): protein binding
Source: RefSeq, a predicted model, not a curated record